Talaromyces marneffei is the source of this 609-nucleotide messenger RNA. RefSeq lists its product as uncharacterized. Lineage: Eukaryota; Fungi; Ascomycota; Eurotiomycetes; Eurotiales; Trichocomaceae. Gene Ontology annotation, molecular function: mRNA binding; structural constituent of ribosome. Gene Ontology annotation, biological process: negative regulation of translation; translation. Bases 1 to 609 code for a protein of 202 amino acids. Gene Ontology annotation, cellular component: ribosome; cytosolic large ribosomal subunit. The record is from RefSeq and is a predicted model, not a curated record. The transcript has 4 exons.
AUGUCCACAUUCGAGCCAGUUGUCGUUAUCGACGGCAAGGGACACCUCUUGGGUCGCCUGGCCAGCAUUGUGGCUAAGCAGUUGCUCAACGGUCAGAAGAUUGUCGUCGUUCGAUGUGAAGCCCUCAACAUCUCCGGCGAAUUCUUCCGCGCUAAGCUGAAGUACCAUGCCUACCUCCGCAAGGCCACCCGUUUCAACCCUACCCGUGGUGGUCCCUUCCACUUCCGCGCCCCUUCUCGCAUCUUCUACAAGACCGUCCGCGGUAUGAUUCCUCACAAGACCGCCCGUGGUGCCGCUGCCUUGGAGAGACUCAAGGUCUUCGAGGGUGUCCCUCCCCCAUACGACAAGAAGAAGCGUGUUGUUGUUCCCCAGGCUCUCCGUGUGCUCCGCCUCAAGCCCGGUCGCAAGUACUGCACCGUUGGCCGUCUCAGCCACGAAGUCGGCUGGAAAUACCAGGAUGUUGUUUCCAGACUCGAGGAGCGACGCAAGGUUAAGAGUUCUGCAUACUACGAGCGCAAGAAGGCCAUCCGACGACAGCUCGCCCAGGCCCAAAAGACCGCCAAGGUUGACGACAAGGUCAAGAGCCAAUUGGCCGAGUUGGGAUACUAA